AUGUCCACGAUCCAGCCUCGAUGCGGUUGUAACUCGAUUCCGGGCACACCUGUUCAGCUCGUAGCAUCAGGUCUGACCAGUCCCAAAACCUCGCCCAACAAGCCAGACAAAGAGGUUCCGGGGUUGGUUCGCAGCCUCAUGUAUUCCAGAAACACGGGCACCAGAUCCGCCACCGCGGUGCAGGUCAUUCAGGAUGACGACGCUGCAUCCAUGGCAUCCACAGCCGCCACCACGACCACCACAGAUGCAGUACCACCCUUGACCAGUGAGACUUCGACCGACUCAUCUAGGGCGUCUUCGGCAGACACAGAUAUGGCCAGUAGCAUACUCGGAGAUGGAUACAUGCUGGAAUCACAAGAUGGUGUGUUGACGGUGCCGUUCCGAUAUCACGAGGACGCCGAUCUGCUCUGUCCGUUCCAGAUCCUGGACUGCGAUCAGGUAUUUGCAGACAUCAUCCACUUCAAGAUGCAUGUGUUUUCGCACUUCCGCGGACACGAAUUGCCGACCUUUGCCACCUGUUUCCUGUGCGACAACAAGUACGUCUCGCGGCCCGAGGACGAUCCGGCGUUGGCGUGGAACACCAUGCUGUCCCAUAUGGUGCACGAGCACUUUCGGCAGGGCCAACAGCUGGCGACGGUGAGGACCGACUUUGGCCUGAUGAAGUGGAUGUACAACCGAAGGAUCAUCAAUGACCAACAGUUCAAGAGAACCCAGUUACUCCCUUACCAGACCAUCCUCCCUGGCGCUGCCGGCACGUCGAGACGACAAGUUGUCCACAUGGCAGAGUUACCGCACGCCCCCUCAGCAUCGCCGCCAGCAGCCGUCAGAGCUCACCUCGCCUUGUCAAUGGGGUACCAGAACGAGCCCUAUACGAUGAAUGCCGGACGGAGGCAAGAAAGACGUCGACUCGAUGCCACUCGAACCAUGGUCCGAGCACACAGUUAUAUGUGA
Fonsecaea nubica is the source of this 951-nucleotide messenger RNA. RefSeq lists its product as hypothetical. NCBI's taxonomy places the organism in Eukaryota, Fungi, Ascomycota, Eurotiomycetes, Chaetothyriales, Herpotrichiellaceae. The transcript has a single exon. The record is from RefSeq and is a predicted model, not a curated record. Bases 1 to 951 code for a protein of 316 amino acids.